Acanthopagrus latus (yellowfin seabream) is the source of this 5917-nucleotide messenger RNA. RefSeq names its product collagen, type XV, alpha 1b (gene col15a1b). The coding region runs from base 13 to 3834 and encodes 1273 amino acids. The record is from RefSeq and is a predicted model, not a curated record. The transcript is spliced from 43 exons. NCBI's taxonomy places the organism in Eukaryota, Metazoa, Chordata, Actinopteri, Spariformes, Sparidae.
AAACUCAACUUCAUGUCACCAAUGUGUCACCUCAGGUGGUCUCUUGCCCUGCAUCUUUCCCUGUUGUGCUGGCUGGCCGCUGCCCUGCAGGUCUUCGAAGAGCGAGGCUCAGGAGGUCACCUGGACCUUAUGGAAUUAAUCGGUGUCCCUCUCCCUCCCUCCGUCUCCUUCACUCCUGGCUAUGAGGGUUUUCCUGCCUACAACUUUGGCCCCGAAGCCAAUAUUGGCCGCCUCACCAAGACCUUCGUGCCAGGGUCGUUCUACAGGGACUUUGCCAUCAUUGUCACGGUGCGUCCAGCCACUCAGAGAGGAGGCGUGCUCUUUGCCAUCACAGAUGCCCGUCAGAAGGUGGUGGAGCUGGGUUUGGCCCUCACUCCAGUGCGUGACGGCCUCCAGAGCAUCUUACUGUACUACACUGACAGAGAGCAAGCUUCACACAGCCACAAAGCUGCUGCAUUCAGUGUCCCAGACAUGACAGACCAGUGGACACGAUUCACGUUGGUUGUGGAGCAUGAUGAGGUCCGUCUCUACAUGGACUGUGGAGAAGCUGAGAGGGCUACUUUCCAUCGGAGACCAGACAGACUCACCUUCUCACACAAUUCAGGCAUUUUCGUAUCCAAUGCAGGAAACACAGGGCUCGACAACUUUGUGGGAUCCAUCCAGCAGCUGGUGAUAAAAGAUGAUCCCAGAGCAGCCGAGGAGCAGUGUGAAGACGAUGACCCUUAUGCCUCGGGUUACACCAGUGGAGAUGACACUCUGGAUGACAGAGAAUCGGAGGAGGAAAUGACAAAGGAAAGAAAACAUGACAUAGCACAGGAGGAGGACAGUGUUCCGGUCAGAGCUCCACCUACUGAGGCUCCGGAGGUCGACCUCGAUGAGUACUCUGGUCAUCAGACCCCAACAGUUUCCGGUGGAGAAAUGCUGAUAAGAGGGCCCCACCAGACAGAGGAGCCAGGGGAGAGACCGGGAGAGGGGCACGUCAGGCAUCGCAUCAAAGGAGAGCGUGGAGAGCGUGGAGAUCCUGGACCCAGAGGCCCACCUGGUCCCCCGGGUCCCACCCUUCUACCUGGGCACCCUCUGCCUGGACCAAGGGGGACUCAAGGACCACCAGGUCUCCCUGGAUCAACAGGACUGCCUGGCAGAGAUGGACAAAAGGGAAGCAAGGGUGAUAAAGGAGAUCCAGGUCAGAGAGGAACUCAGGGAUUUCCAGGUUUGGCUGGAGAAGCUGGAGCAAAAGGAGAGAAGGGGGACCCAGGAGUUGGUUUACCGGGCCCUCCUGGCCUCCCUGGACCUCCUGGCCCCCCGAGAUCACGCAGUGUACCAUAUGGAGCAGAUGCCCUGGGUUCUGGGUUUGAGGACCUGGACAGCGACACUGAACUCAUCAGGGGUCCUCCCGGUCCACCAGGGCCUCCAGGACCUCCUGGUCCCGCAGGACCCAACCUGUCAUCAUCUGACACAGCUUCAGGCCUCUCUCCAGGGCAUGCUGGACCACCUGGUGCCCCUGGGAGAGACGGGCUGCCAGGCAAACCUGGAAUACCAGGUCCAGCAGGAAAAGAUGGGGUUCCAGGUCUACCAGGAACUGUGGGAGCGAAGGGUGACCAAGGGUUACCUGGGCCAUCUGGACCAAAGGGUGAAUGUGGAUCUGUGGGUACAGCAGGGUCCUCAGGGCAACCAGGGCCUUCUGGUCCACCAGGGAAGAGAGGCCCAUCAGGCCCCCCAGGACCCCCUGGACCCCCUGGACCUCCAGGAACCAAAUUCUUUGUAGAGGAUAUGGAGGGAUCUGGAAAGAGUGAUAUGCUCAUCGGAGCUGGGGUCAGAGGCCCACAGGGUCCUCCUGGCCUACCUGGCCCUCAGGGACCUAAGGGUGAGGAUGGAGUCAUCGGUGCUCCAGGACUCUCUGUCAAGGGCGAGCCAGGAGACCCAGGACCAGAGGGUCUUCAGGGGCCUGCUGGACUACCAGGUGCUCGGGGGGCCAAAGGUGAAAAAGGCAGUCCAGGACCCAAGGGUGAUCGAGGUGUUGAUGGACUCAGUGUCCCAGGACCAGCUGGGCCUCCAGGACCUCCUGGAUCUAUCAUGAAUCUGCAGGAUGUGCUCCUCAAUGUUACAGAUGGUAUCUUCAACUUCACAGAGAUCAGAGGACCACCAGGGCCAAUGGGCCCUGAGGGCUUGCCUGGCAGAGCUGGAUUUCCUGGCCCCAGGGGACCAAAGGGAGACGUAGGCCUUCCAGGAGUCCGGGGGCCAGCAGGGUUCAAGGGAGAGAAGGGAGAGCCAGGGGUGACCAUAGCUGCUGAUGGAUCCAUUUUAUCAGCUCCAAGAGGCCCCCAGGGGCCCAAAGGCAUCAAGGGUGACCGUGGGUUCCCUGGACCUGCUGGACUUAUGGGCCCAAUAGGACCAUCUGGACAAAAAGGAGAAUAUGGCUUCCCCGGUCGCCCAGGACGACCUGGUAUGCCUGGGAGGAAAGGUGAAAGAGGAGACUCUACUGGCCAACCGGGGCCUCCAGGCCCUCCAGGCCCACCUGGACUUCCAGGAAGAAUUCUUGGACUGAACGGAACAGUGUUUCCGGUGCGCCCCAGACCGCACUGCAAAAAGGGACGAGAGUCAGGGACAUGGGGACUUAAAGGAGACAAAGGAGAUGUGGGACUACCUGGAGAACCAGGCACACCUGCACCCGUGUUUCCAGAUGGAAUCGUGGGUGCUAGAGGUGAUCAGGGAUAUACAGGUCAGAAGGGAGAGAAGGGUGACAGCGGGCCGCCCGGUCCUCCAGGACUGCCUGGGAGGUCAGGACUUGUGGGUCCAAAAGGUGAAUCCAUCGUGGGUCCUGAAGGGCCUGUAGGCUCUCCGGGCCGACCUGGACCUUCUGGGCACGGACGUCCUGGACCUCGAGGGCCUCCUGGCCCUGCUGGUCCCCCAGGACCUGCAUAUGGAGAUGUCAGUAUCCCUGGACCUCCUGGCCCCCCCGGACCACCAGGACCUUCAGGUUAUGCCAGCCCGGUGACCACCUAUAAGACACUACAUGCUCUGAGCAGAGAUACUCACCGGGCUGCAGAGGGAACGUUGGUUUAUGUGUCUGAGAAGGGAGGAGAGCUGUACAUCAGAGUACGCAAUGGCUUGCGCAAGAUCCAGCUCGGUGAAUUGAUCCAAAGUGGAGCCUCCUCCACAGCGGCAUCUCAGGCCCUCAGCAGACCUGGAGACUGGAGCAGACCACACAGGGCCCACAGCCAGGAGCUUCAGGAGGGCAGCAGAGGAUAUCAGCCCAGCUUUCAUGUACUACCACAGACCUUCAACGCUGUUCCUGGGCUCCACCUGGUAGCACUGAACACUCCGCUGAAGGGGGACAUGCGUGGCAUCCGGGGGGCAGACUUCCAGUGUUACCAGCAGGCACGCUCUAUGGGGCUAACGGCCACCUACAGGGCCUUCCUGUCCUCACACCUGCAGGACCUGGCAACCAUUGUGAGGAAGACGGACCGCACCAACAUGCCCGUGGUUAAUCUCAGGGGUGAAGUGUUGUUCGAUAGUUGGAUGUCCAUCUUCUCUGGGAAUGGAGGCAUUUUUAACCCGUCCACACCCAUCUACUCCUUUGACGGGCGCAACGUGAUGACUGACUCAGCAUGGCCAGAGAAGGUGGUCUGGCACGGCUCCAGUGCAGUAGGCAUCCGCCUGACCACUAACUACUGCGAGGCAUGGAGGACAGCUGACAUGGCGGUGACGGGCCAGGCUGCACUGCUGCAGACGGGACGACUGUUAGGACAACACACCCACUCCUGCUCCAACCACUACAUAGUGCUGUGUAUAGAGAACACGUACGUGGGGAACACACAUCAAAGGAGGACCUGAAGACGGAGAGCAAACACACACACGGACACACUCACCAACACACAUGCAGGCAUGCUGAAAUCGCAGAGUAGAUAACGCAACAUAGUGCACAUUUGAAUUUGAAUGGAAGACACGUGCAGGCACAUACACUUGAUAUGAUGACAUGUCACUGCAUAGAAAUGACAAUAACACAGAUUUAGGCACUUGUAUUCGUACAUGCAGAUAAAAAAAUAUACACAUGCAGAAGGAGACAGCAACACUAAAUGAACACAACACAUGCAAAACACACAUUUCAGUUCCUUUAACUUUUAGUUUCCUCUUUAGUGCCGUGUAUAAUCCAGCAGUCUCUAAUGUUGCCAUGCAUCCGUCCCAGCCCAGAUCAAAGUUAUCUGUAUUCACUGUGAACAUGAAACAACAUUAGGACUUGGAGAGAAUGUGUUAUUGAAGUAAGAGACAUCAGCAGAACUGAAUAACUUUACAGACCAUACCAGUGUUUUAUCUCCAUCACUACAAAACCUUCUCAGUUACAUUCUUAUUGAUUGUUUCCAAAUGGAGUAUUUUUUUCAACGGUGCCAUGCAGCCAUUGGUUUCUAUGUGUUUCCCAACAGUACCAACAAUCUUAAAACCAGUUUGUGAACGUCAGGUUUACAUAACUUUUUGUUCAGUGACAUGUUUCUGGUGUGAUGCAUUACUUGGAUUCAAAACAAGAACAUAUUCUGACAAAAGUAAUGUUUAAUGUUGACUGUGACAUAUUAAACACCUUAAAGGCCCUUAAAGGUAGGUUUUAGUGGCAUCCAGCAAUGAGGUUUCACAGUGCAACCAACUGAACACCCCUUGUCUCACCCUUAAAAAAGCAAAAGGCCCUCUGUAGAGUCAGUGUUUGGUUUGUCCAUUCAAGGCUACCGUAGAAACAUGGCACUGCAACACUGUGGACUCCAGGGAAUAGGACAUGUGUCCUCUGUAGAUAAUAAAAGCUUGUUUUAAGGAUAUUGGUGCAGAAAGAUUGUUAGUUUCUGGUGUUUUACAACAAUCAUGUUACAUUUCUGAAAGUAGAUCCCCAUAAUUCCAACACACUGGACCUUUAAACAAGGCCACCAAAUUAUUUUCAUAUAGGGAAAGCCAUGGACACUUGGCUAUUUAGAACAAAACUAAAUACAUUACAUUUUCUUAAUGGCUGUGAUAUAAAAUAUGCAGCAUGAGUAAUGAUUUAUAGUAAGUGGGUUAAAAACUUGGCAAACUGUUGGUGUACAUCCAUGUUCAAGUUCCUUUGCAGGGAAACAAGGUAUUGUAGUCUUUAGUGAUCUUUUUUAAUGGAACUGAAUCUUUGGUUAAAAAAAAAAAAAAAAAAAAGGUCCAGUUACUUAUCUCAGUCUCCGUACCGAACAUGACAGUAUUGUAGAUUAGAACCAAGUGCUACCGGUGUCCGAAGACUAUAUUUACACUGCAGGUUGUGAAUGUUGACUCACCAGCAUUGUUUACCUUAUGUUGCAUUUAUUUAUCAGUUUAGUGCAUUACUAAUUGGCUUCACAUAAUCCAGUAUCCAAAUCAGGAUAAUAUAGAUGUUGUUUUCCUGUAUUCUGCUGAACUUUGGUCCUGCUACUCGCAAAAAAGUGAUUUGACCUAGUCUCACCAUUAACCUCAGUGCUUUAGUGUUCGUAUUAAAGUUUAAAUCAAUGUGUGGUUUUCAUUCAUUUAAACAGUAGCAGGACAUAGUGUGGGAAUCUAGUGAGUUCACAUUGACAUUUUGAUGAAGUUGGAACGUGUAUAUGUACAGUAUAUAUGUUAUUAUUGUCCAGAUGUUCUUGUUUUUUACUCUGUAGAGGUAGAUUUUGUAUGACGCACACUAAACGACUGCAGAUUUUCGAGAUGUAGUUCUGCUUGUAAAGAUGACAUAGGCCUGGAUGAAAAGGCACACAGUGUUUAAAAUGUUACGAUUGUUCUGAGUUAGUUGUCCUGAUGUCUGAUUAUGUUACUGUUCAAACAAAACUUGAGCUUCUGAGGAAAAAGAACAUUUGUACUGACAGAUUGGUGCUCACUGAAUAAAUGUCUUAUUUUGUGCUUUUUUAAAAAAAAUAAAUAAAUAGGUGACUCCUUUAGUGUCCUU